AGGCCAUCCAUAUUUGUUCGGAAAAGGGCAGGGCUUGAACAUACUCUUUCAUCUAUCCAAGCUAUUACAACAGCUUUUAUCAUUUGGUCAUUCGUUUAAAAAAAACUACUGGAUUGUGAGCACAUUUUAAUAAAAUACUGGCAUAUUCAAAUUAAAGAUAAUAUAUACUUGUUAAUACAAAGGAAAAAAAGCAAUAAUCCAAUUAUUAUCUGGUUUGUGAAGACAUGGAUGAGAAUAAGAAUUUAACAGUUGUUGAAGAAGAGCAGAAUAUGGAACAAAGAAUAAGAAGAAUGAGAACAGCUGCUUCUACUAGAUACAAUAAUCGCACUGAAGAAACUGAAUGUCCCUUAAAUCAUCAAGACACAUGUGCAUCUAUAGAUGUUCUAAAUUUAAAAAAUAAGCGAACAGAACAAAUAAAGAAUAAAGAUAAAAUAAUCAAUGGUUCAGUAAUUGAUAAUUUAAAAAAAACAGGAUUAAAUAAUGAGACAGAAAAGCCUGAAACAAAUAGCGAUAAAGGCUUAGAGUUAGCUGAAGGGUCUAUAAAGAAAUCACUCAAGUGUAAAUUUUGCAUUAAGACUUUCAUAAGACAAAAAUGUUUGCUAAGACACAUGAACUCUCAUACAAUAAAGAAUGAGGAAAAAGAAUACAGUGACCAUGCAAGUAGUUCACUAGUUGCCAACGUUGACGAACUAGAUUCUAAUUCCGAUAAUGAGACAACAAUGGGAACAAAUUACAAUAAAUAUUUGGAAUCAGAUAAUUCUACAAAAAAAACACAUAAAUGUCAGUAUUGCACUAAGACUUUUGCUAGACGAAACUGUUUAUCAAGGCACAUGAGGAUACACACAGGAGAGCGACCUUAUGAAUGCUCUGUUUGUGAGAGGAGAUUCGUAGAGCAUGGAGCAAUGAGAGUACAUUAUAGAAUUCAUACUGGAGAGCGACCAUUCGUAUGCGUUUACUGUAGUAGAUCUUUCCGUCACAAAAGUAAUUUGACAUUGCAUGAAAGGCGUCAUUUUAAUGAUAAACGUUACAAGUGUCCUUUGUGUCCAAAAACAUUUAUCAGCCCAGGAAAUUGUAAAAAACAUGAAAGGAGUCAUUCAAAAGAAAAAAUACACAAGUGUGAAGAGUGUUUUCAAAGUUUCAAAACAAGAAAAGGAUUAUCAAAGCAUGCAAUGACACACGGGGAUAAUAUUCAUAAGUGUCACGUUUGCCUAAAGGACUCUAGUAGUGCCAAACUGAAAGAACAGAUGAGCAAGUGUGACUUAUGCGAAAAAACUUUUACCAAGUCAAGUUCAUUGAAAGUACACUAUAGAAUUCAUUCAGGGGAGAAACCUUAUAAAUGUGUAAUUUGCUACAAAAGUUAUGCUAGACUUAGAACACUAAUGAAACAUAAAAUUGUACACACAAAAGAUCAAUUAUAUAACUGCAGUGAAUGUAAUAAAACUUUCACUAAGAAAAUCAGUUUGGCAGCUCAUAGAAAAAUACAUAAAGGAACUAAGGCAUACCACUGUAAAAUGUGCAACAAGUUUUUUACACAGAUAUCUAAUUUCAAUAGACACUUAUCAACACAUAAUUAAUUUAAAGGUUAAUUAAUUGUUUGGAGGAUAAUUAUGAAAGUAAAGAUUUAUAAAAACUAUUAAAAAAAUAUAUAUA
This is a messenger RNA of Nezara viridula (southern green stink bug), 1650 nucleotides long. Lineage: Eukaryota; Metazoa; Arthropoda; Insecta; Hemiptera; Pentatomidae. The record is from the annotation of a GenBank genome assembly.